GCCGGUCGGACCGAUCGUUCGGGUGCCGCAGUGGCCGCUAGCGACGAGCGAGCACCCGAAAUCUAUAAAUGCAACCACGCCGGGCCCGAAGUGCGCCAUUAAUUCGUUCGUUAGCAAGCGGGAAACUACCGUCGGUGAAAAACCACGCGGUCUUAGCAAGUGUUUGUGCGUGUGUGUGUUGCUUGUGUUUGUGUUACAAAAAAAAGGGAACAGAAACAGAAUAAAUGGGUGACAGUACUUACAAGGUGCUGGAAUGUCCGGAGCUCGGUCGGUACGGGGUGGCCGCGCGCGACCUGAAGGCGGGCGAGCUGCUGUUCGAGGAGACGCCGUUCGCCGUCGGGCCUAAGCUGGACAGUCCGCCGCUCUGUCUGGAAUGUUGCUGCCCGGUGGACGGUGGUGAGGGUGGUCCCCGCUGCUCGCGGUGUGGUUGGCCCCUGUGCGAGGAUUGUAGUGCCGGCGGCGCUGAGCUCGUGUACCAUCGGGGCGAGUGUGAGGUGUUUGCCGCGAACGGUGUUCGAUUCCGGCCGGUGGAAGACUCGACCGCCGGCUGUGUACAGCUCGAUUGCAUAACGCCGCUCAGGGUGCUGCUGGCGAAGGAAGCGGACGAGGCACGGUGGAAGCGCGAGAUCGAACCGAUGGAGUAUCACGACGCGGAACGGCGCGAAGGCGCCAACUGGAAGGUGGACGAGAACAAUAUUGUGGCGUUUCUGCGCGGUCCGUGCGGGCUGGGCAAGCGCUUUUCGGCCGAGUUGGUGCAGCGAGCGAUCGGACUGUUGGACGUGAACGCGUUCGAGGGCCGUACCGGGAGCGGGUACAGCUGCCGCGGUCUGUAUCCGCAGCUGGCGAUCAUGGCGCACAACUGUGUGCCGAAUGUGGUGCAUUCGAUUCAUCCGAGCAAUGGGUUCAGGAUGGUGGCACGUGUUGCAGUGGACGUGAGGGAAGGUGACAAGCUCUACACGACCUACACGUACACACUGACCGGUACGGUCGCGCGGCAAUCGAUCUUAAAGGCGAGCAAGUUCUUCACAUGCCGCUGUACCCGGUGUCUCGAUCCGACCGAGCUGGGCACACACUUUAGCACACUGCUUUGCAGCAAAUGCAGCGGAGGAUUGAUCACUUCCACCGAUCCACUAGAUGAGAAUGCCGAAUGGAAGUGUGGCCAGUGUGGGUUCAAAACGUCCGGCGCCGCCGUCCAGAAGGCCGUCAUGACGAUACACAACGAAAUCGACGAGCUUGCCUGCUUCGAGUACGAGGCGGGCCGGCUCGAGGCGUACGAAACCGUGUACAAAAAGUACCGCAGCGUGCUGCACCCGCUGCACUUCAUCAACACCUCCAUCCGGCACAGCUUGAUCGAGCUGUACGGGCGCAUUCCCGGGUACGAGAUGGCCGAGCUGCCGGACGUACUGCUCGAGCGGAAGGUGGAGCUGUGCCGCAGCAUCCUGCGGGUGCUGGACGUGUUCGAGCCGGGCAAAUCGCGCGCCCGGGCAAUGAUACUGUACGAGCUGCACGCACCGCUGAUUAUGCUCGCCCAGUCGGCGUUCGCGCGGGGCGAGGACCAGCGGGACGGCAAGUCGCUCAAGCAGCAGCUCAACGAGGCGGCCCAAAUACUGGAGGAGUGCGGCGCGAUCCUCGACUGGGAGGAUCCGGCCACACCGGAAGGCAUACUGGCGAACGUGGCGCAACAGUCGCUCGCCCAGCUGCGGCAAAGCAUCGAAACGCUCGAUUAGCCUGAUGAGGUUUGUUUUUGCCCGGCGUGGUGUUAGUUCAAAUACUAUUUGUGAUGUACUUUGCACGUGUUUUAGGUGUCUAUAGGUGUUUUAGCUUUAAUCGUGUGUCCUCGUGUGCGACCGGCUACACCGAGGACAGUUUUGCUCUAUUGUUUCCGUUCCAGUCACUUCCGUCUUUAAACUGUUUUAAUUGAUGUACAACAAUAAACUGAAAAUGUAUCGAUGCUUAGGA
This is a messenger RNA of Anopheles coluzzii, 1959 nucleotides long. RefSeq names its product SET domain-containing protein SmydA-8 (gene SmydA-3). The coding region runs from base 225 to 1727 and encodes 500 amino acids. The record is from RefSeq and is a predicted model, not a curated record. The transcript has 3 exons. Lineage: Eukaryota; Metazoa; Arthropoda; Insecta; Diptera; Culicidae.